Molecule: messenger RNA, 1521 nt
Organism: Corticium candelabrum
Lineage: Eukaryota; Metazoa; Porifera; Homoscleromorpha; Homosclerophorida; Plakinidae
Product: delta-like protein D
Exons: 5
Coding region: 139-1299 (386 amino acids)
Biological process (GO): cell communication
Cellular component (GO): membrane
Molecular function (GO): calcium ion binding
Source: RefSeq, a predicted model, not a curated record
CGGUAACCCGUAAUGACAAAACAGCUGAAAGAAUCAAAGAAUUUCGUUUUACUCGAGAAACAGUCUAGACUGGUGUCUAACUAACCGUCAUCCAUCACGGCAGUGAGUUCUAGACGUCAAACGCACGAGUGAUUGAACAUGUCGACAGUGACCGAGACAAUCCUGCUGUUGCUAGUAGUCGCCUCCGAGAUUUGUGGAGACGGACGAAUUCGACUUCAUAUGACUGAGUUGUUAAGUCCCUUUGCUCCAAGAAAAUAUAAUGCCGAAUGUUGUGAUGGAAACGUUGCACCACGGUGUCUUCGCGUCUGCCUGAAUCACUUUGAAGUUUGUAACCGAGGAGAAAUAUCAAACGGACCGUGUCUACAGACAUUUCAGACAAUAACGUACUAUGAUCUCAUAAUCCAACUCGUUAGCACUCUAAAAGUGUUCAAUGCAACAGAAGCAGUGUUCGACUUCGCUUUCAACAAUUCAGCUCCGCAACUUCAAUACGCGUACAUAGAGAUUAUAGACAUUGGCGGAGACCUUGUAGAUAUCUAUCAUCUCAUAACGCUCAAUGCGAGCCGUACAAUUCAGACAGGUGUAGUAAAAGGCACACGGCCAAUUCUUCCAACGAUACUAUCAUUUGAGUGGCAGCUGUUAUGUGACGACGACUGGUUUGGCGAUGACUGUGGAUUAUACUGUAUUGCUCAGAACACGGUGUUUGCUCAUUACACUUGCAACCAAACAACAGGCGACAAGAUAUGCAAUGACGGAUACGAAGAUCCGAGCACCAACUGCACCAGAGACCUAGACGAGUGCACGUCCAACCCAUGCCAGAAUGGUGCGACAUGUCACAACUGCAUCAAUCACUACGCCUGUACUUGCGAGGUGGGAUACACCGGAGAACGCUGCACUACAAAAGAGCCUAUCUUCUACUCUUGCGUAACAACAGAGCCACCAACGACAGAGCUGGUCACUACACAAGUAGCGACAACGAAAUCUCCAACCACAAAUGCGCCAACAACAGCAACCACAAACCGUCCGACGACUAACCAACCGACGACCAACAAACCGACAACCAAUCGACCAACUACAAAACGUUCAACUACAAGUGCAACGAUGCAACAACCUACAGGAGACAGCAAGAUGGGGGGAGAGAAAAAAACGAUAUGCAAGAAAGGAUUUUCCUACACGACGCUCGGUGUUUCCGCUGCAAUCGCUGCCGUUCUCUCGCCAUGCAUCACCUUGGUCUUGCAAAUGUGCGUGAAAGCGACACGUAAAGCAAGUAUUCAUUCAGCAAACAUACAAGCAAAAUCAUGAAAUUCCCAAUCACAACAUGUAACAAUUAACUGCAAUUCUGUUUGUUGACUUUCACAAGAAACCGUCUCUAGGCAACCAUACGGCAUUGAAGAGGUUUCUAGAGUACAUUUAUCCAGUGGACUAUAGACUCUAUUGCUGCUGUUUGUGUCUAGCUAGAUCUACUAAAACAUGUAGGCAGAGCAGUUGUCUCGUAUACUGAACUCUAACACUGAUAUGUAUCAG